GGAGCUUGACUAUUGAACUUAUUACUGUUGUCUGCAGUGAUAUCAUAACACUGCAAUAUGAAGGAGCGCUCAUAUGGUCGCCACCCGUCUUCAUCCCCAGGCGAUCCCUGAGACAGGUGCUGUAACUGGGGCAUGGAUGGCACGGGGAGCAAGAGGAGGAGGAAGGAUGCCAGUUGAGCCCCUCGGUCCUCUGAAAGUACCACCACUGCCAGCAUCAGACUAAGAGAGAGAGAGAGAGGAAAUGGCUCAGUCUGUGAGGAGGCCUGAGACUCUGGGCACCAUGGACCUGAAGCUUCAGCGGGACACAAACAGGACCAGCUACUUUGGCAACGUCAAGACCAGGCUGGGCUCCAAGCUGUCUGCUGGCAUCACACAGCCACCAGAGGUCAGUAAGCGACCCUGGGAGACCCAGCCUCAGGCCCGAGUUGCCCAGGAGUCCACAGCCAGCGGCCAGCAUCACCAUCAACCCUUUGUGGGUCGGCCGCUCAACCACAUCCCCCACAUCAGGAACCCCAAGCUGCGGCAGUACUACCUGCAAGGCACUUCAUGGGAGCUGAACAACACUGCAGUGCAGCAAGGGGAGAAGAGUGGAGCGCCAGAUGACAGAUCAAGCGGCAGCAAGGGCCUCCCAGAGGACACGGUGUUCAGCGUCACCUCUCAAUUCAACAGCAACAGCCAAUCUUCAGCAGACGCCACCAAGAUGGCCCACGCUCCCCCAUAUUCCUCUUCACAUUUGUCCUCCACAUCCUCUACCCUCGUCCCUCGAGAGCAGCUACUUGUACCGAAGGGGAAAAAGACCUCCACUAUUCAAGGAUCUUCUCUACCAGAAGUGAACUUGGAUGCUGAAACUGAACUAAGGCUGCAAGCAGAGCUGGAGGCUGAUGCACAAUCCUCUGCCACACUCCCUGCUCAGCCCCACUCCCCCUCACCAGAGGCUGAAUAUGACAAGCUGCUGGAUGUGGAGGCGGUACCAAUGCCAGAUGGACAGCUAUGCCUACUGGCUCUCCCACCAGAGUGCUGCCAGGGCGAGGGGCCCGGGGCCAUGCCGUACCUCAAGCUCGUCUGUCGCUACAUCACCGACCGCAAGGGUGUGGUGUCAGGUAUCUUAUUGGUGACAUCUAAUAAGAUUUUCUUCGACCCGUGUAAGACCCAUCCCCUGGUGAAGGAGCAUGGCUGCGAGGAGUACCUCCUGUCAUGCUCCGUCGACUCUCUGGCAUCUAUUUCCUUCUUCUCAGACAUCACACAUGUUCACUUCAGCUCUAACCAGUACAGGAGGAAAGGGAAGAAAAUUAUCCAGAGGUGUAAAACAGCCAUCAGCCUAGAGGGAAGCUCCUCUAACCAGAGAGGAGAGGCUUCGCCAGCUUCAUCAGACCUGCAGUCGAGUCUGGCUCUCAGCCCGAAUAAUCAGGUUUCUGAGGAUGAGGGGACGGAGGGCAGAGACAUGGCCGAGGCCGAGAGGGAGCUGGAUAGCAGCCCACUGGAGGAGCUGGCCGAGCAGUCUGCAGGGGGGCUGGGGGUGGCUGUCCUGAGCAGUGCUGCCACCUUCUGUUGUGUAGGACAAGAUGCGGGCAGUAAAGUAAAGACGGAGCUGCGGCACGCAGACGAGACUCAGACAGCAGUGCCUCGUAAACUUUCGUCAGGUAGUGCUGGGGGUCUGAUGUUCGUCCGGCUGCGGGUCCAGUGGUCUGCAGGGAAGAAAAAAGGCAUUGGAGGCCUUCAGCUGGGGUCAGCCAAAACCUCACCCAAAAAGGAUGCCUGGCUGGCCCUGUCACAAGAGAGCUCAGAUGAGCUGUAUGCCUACCUGAGCCGCUGUCGGCCAGACCUCUGUAUAAUAGAGGGAAGAGAGGAGGACGUAGAGGCAGAAGGCGACGAAGAGGAGUUUGUAGUGAUUGAGGGCAAAGAGGAGGAGGAAGAGGAGAUCGAGGAAGAGGUGUUGCAGAGGCAUCGCCGCUCAGGCGAAGACUGGGAGAUGGUGUUGAUGGAGGAGAGUGGGGACAAGCCAACCCUUGUCAUUGACAGGGACCCUGAGGGAGUAAAUGAGAUUGUAGAUCAGAGCCGCAUUUUAGAAGCUUCACAUGUGAGAGAGCUAUGUGUGGAAUUGCCUCCCAGGACUGUCGGCCACACCUGGCAGCUGGUUUACAGUACGUCCCACCACGGCGCCAGCCUCAAGUCCCUGUACCGCAAACUGAGUGGCACAGAGUCCCCUGUGCUCAUUGUCAUCAAGGAUGCACUCGACCAGGUGUUUGGGGCCUUCCUCUCCCACCCGCUGAGGCCUAGUGAGACAUUUUACGGCACAGGAGAAACAUUCCUCUUCAUGUUGCAUCCUCGUUUCAAGUGCUUCAGAUGGACCGGAGAAAACUCCUUUUUCAUUAAAGGAGACUGGGAUUCCUUUGCAAUUGGCGGAGGCAGUGGUCAUUUUGGUCUGUGGGUGGAUGAGGCUUUGUAUCUGGGCCGCAGCAGACCCUGUCACACUUUCAACAACUGUUGCCUCUCUGAAACUGAUGACUUCCGGGUCAUGGAGCUGGAGGUGUGGACAUUCAGCUGAGAUGACUGGAUGACUGUUCCUUUGCAUUAGAGGCAGCCCAUCUCUGCUGGUUGACUUUAUCCAGACAGCAUUCAUCACUGAACAAAAACACUCACAGCUGCAUUACAUAACUUCCAAGUUAAAAAAAAAAAAAAAAAAAAAAAAAAAAAAAAUCAACCACACUUUGCUG
Messenger RNA from Myripristis murdjan (pinecone soldierfish), 2714 nucleotides. Its product is annotated as oxidation resistance protein 1. Gene Ontology annotation, cellular component: nucleus. The transcript has 16 exons. NCBI's taxonomy places the organism in Eukaryota, Metazoa, Chordata, Actinopteri, Holocentriformes, Holocentridae. The record is from RefSeq and is a predicted model, not a curated record. Bases 242 to 2545 code for a protein of 767 amino acids. Gene Ontology annotation, biological process: regulation of transcription by RNA polymerase II; response to oxidative stress.